This is a messenger RNA of Brassica napus (rape), 4127 nucleotides long. RefSeq names its product serpin-Z10-like. NCBI's taxonomy places the organism in Eukaryota, Viridiplantae, Streptophyta, Magnoliopsida, Brassicales, Brassicaceae. Bases 2547 to 3458 code for a protein of 303 amino acids. The transcript has 2 exons. Gene Ontology annotation, molecular function: serine-type endopeptidase inhibitor activity. The record is from RefSeq and is a predicted model, not a curated record.
GAUCCUAUACAUUUGGAUCCAAUAGGUACUUGUAAAUUUUUGGUUCGGGUUUGGAUGGGUUUUUCUCGGGUCCGGAUCGGUACAGGUCUAAAAUUAAAAUACCUAUAAAAUAUCCGUAAUUUUUGGGUUCAUAUCGGGUCCGAUCGGGUUCGGAUAUUUAGGAUCUUAAAAAUAUGAAAUAUCCAAAUCCUAUCAAAUUUAGUCGAAUAUGUCAUAUAUAUCUAUAAUUUUACAAAAUAAUUUAAAAUAAUUUAAAAUAAUAUAUUAAUAAUUAAAUUAAAACAUUUCUAAACUCUAAAUUUUACAUUUAAAACUUCAUAUUACUUGAAAAUGUUACAAAAAUAAUAACAAAGAUUGUUAACAAAAAGAUAUUUCAACUAAAUCAUAAAAUACAAUAUAGAAAAUAGAAUAUCAAAAAUUAUAGUUUUGUCAUGUUUUCAAGUCGGAUAUGAUCGGUUUUUAUUGGGUCGGUUUUACUCUGAUCGAUUUUUUGGGUCCGGAUCUACUCGGGUCAGUUUUUUCGGUUCCAAUUUUUUAGGGUAGAAGAAUUUUGGACCCAAUAAAUACUUGUAAAUUUUUGGUUCGGUUUCGGAUUAGGUAUUCGGUUUGGGUUUUUGGGUCCGGGUAAAAUGGCAGGCCGAAAUCAUCUAUAAAAUUGUUUGAAACUUAUUAAAUAGGUUUGAAUUUGCCAUCUAGUUGACUUUCUACCCCCACCAGCUAACAAUCUUCAUUUCUAAGACCAUUUACAAUGGUCAGUUGAAAAAAAGAAAUUCAACGGUUGAAUAUAGUGCAAUAGAAAGUUAUAUAAAAAAUUAUCAUUUUUAAAACUCUACAAAUAGAACCUUAUUUUAUUUAAUUUGAACAUAUCAAAAAUCUAUUUUUAUAAAAAAAUGAAAUAAUACGUGUAAAAGAAAAUGCUGAUGUGGAAUUGUCAAAAUAAAAUUAGGGUGUUGAAUAUGCUUUACCAUUGUUAAUAGUCUAAUGUAUUACUUUAAAUGAAAGUCAUUUUCAUUAUAUAUAUUAAAAACGAUCUACCUAGUGUAAUCGUGCUGAGGUGAUAAAUAAUGACUUUUUACGAUCUACCUACCAUCGGUGAGAAGUUGUACGUCUCAAACAUUCUUCAUAAAGCUUGCAUUGAGGUGGAUGAAGAGGGAACUGAAGCUGCAGCCGUUUCUGUUGGCGACAUAAGGUUCCUAUGUUUGAGGAAAAAUCCAGAUUUCAUAGCUGACCAUCCAUUUCUAUUUACGGUGAGAGAAGACAAGAGUGGAGUGAUUUUGUUCAUGGGUCAAGUUCUUGAUCCUUCAAAACAUUGAUUCAGUUGCUGAUGGCAUGGGAGGGAAACAUUAAGUCAACAAUUUUUUUUUUUUGUAACAGUCAACAAUAUGUUUUAUUCUAUAUAUUUUGUUGUAUCUAUCAUAUACUAUUUUUUGUGAUAAAUUGGGUUUGUAAAGCUAGCAACUGACUUUGCUGGUUCUGUCUUUUUGCUAAUUUUUUAGUAAUAAAGUUAUUUGGUAGUCGAAGAAAAAAUAACGUCUUCCAGAUGAUCGUCUAGUUUAUCCUAUACCAAAAUUUACACCAGAAAUUUAUCAUAUAUCUGAAGCAGAUAUUAGGCUAGGGUUAUUAAAGUUCGGGUCCAGGGUUCGGAUUCGGUUUAGGUCGGGUCCAAGACCCGCGGGUUCUCCAUAAUGAGACCCAAUGGAGGUAAAAUGACAUUAUUGGUACCCGAUCUGAACCGGUUUUUUCAGGUCUGUUUCGGUCCGGUUAAAAUGCUCAGAUCCAUCAUCCGCUGAUAGAAAAUAACCCUUGUUUUCAACCUUAUACGUUUCAAAUCAAUCCUUUUAUUAGGAGUUAGUAUGGAAUGAAAAACAUGUAUCAAUUAUCCAUGAAUUUCUGUGAUUUCUUGUGAAAGCCGAAAAGUGAUGUUUGUGAUGGGUUAAUUUCAAUUCACUUUUUAAAGACUUUGCCUAUCGUGUUGUAACUCAUCUGUUUAUCUUCUCAUCACUUGGUCAACAUUUUUUAUAAUACGAGACUUUUCAAACCGUUGUAUUGAAGUAUUCAAAUCAAGAUUAAUUUUUCAGUUGGUUCGAUCAUUAACAUAUAAUAUCCGUUUCGUGAGACCAUGUAUCGCUUACAUAAUUACAUCUACCAGUUGAUGUAUAAGAAUAAUACUAACAAAAUAUGAAUCAUCUGAGUAAAACAUUUUAAAACAAGGUUUAACUCUCCAUCCAGUACAGUUGAUUGACUUUCUACCGCACAACUCUUUGUUUUCAAUUCAGUCAAAUACAAAAAAACAACUAUCUGUAUUUUAUUCGAUAAUUUAAAGUUUGUUUUCAAUAUACUGACAAAGUCAUUUUCAGAAAAUAUUAAGAUAGGUUCUUAAUUUGUAAAUGUGCUGGAGGUAAUGAGUCGAAGACUGUUCAACUUUUCUGAAACUUUGAAAACAAUAUAUAAUAAUAAAUUACCCCUGUAUAUAUAUUUACAUCCAUUCUAUACAUUAUCAAAUCGUCCGGCACUUUCUAGGCUGAAAAAAAGCUAUAAAAAAGAACAUGGAGAAGCAAAACGACGUUGUGGUAAGAUUAGCAAAACACGUCAUCGAUACCGUCGCUGACGGCUCCAACCUCGUCUUCUCGCCAACGUCAAUCAAUCUUUUGCUCAGCAUCAUUGCCGCUGGUUCGUGUGCCGCCACCAAAGAACAAAUCCUCUCCUUCCUCAUGUCACCAUCAACAGAGCACCUCAACACUGUCUUGACAGAGAUAGUAUCGGUUGCCUUAGCCGAUGGCAGCGAGAGAAAUGACUUGAGCUUAUCUACAGCUAAUGGUGCCUGGAUUGACAAAUCUCUACCCUUGAAGCUUUCCUUUAAAGAGCUUUUGGAGAACUCCUACAAGGCUACUUGCAGCCAGGUUGACUUCUUUAACAAGCCUGCGGAUGUAAUUGAUGAAGUGAAUACAUGGUCUGAAGAUCACACCAGUGGACUCAUCAAGCAGAUUCUUUCAAAGGAUUCCAUUGAGGAUAUCCGUCAAAGCACACUAAUACUUGCAAAUGCAGUGUACUUCAAAGGAGCUUGGAGCGAAAAGUUCGAUGCAAGGUUUACAAAAGAUAAUGAUUUUCACCUUCUUGAUGGCACCUCUGUGAAAGUCCCCUUUAUGACCAGCCAUAAGGACCAAUACCUAAGACGCUAUGAUGGUUUCCAAGUUGUGCGCCUCCCUUAUGUAGAGGAUCAACGACAAUUCUCCAUGUACAUUUAUCUUCCUGAUGCUAGUGACGGAUUGCCUACUCUCCUUGAGAAAAUAGGCUCCGAACCAGGAUUUCUUGAUAACCAUAUUCCAGACUACCAAAUUGAAUUGGAUGCUUUUAGAAUUCCAAAGUUUAAGUUUACUUUCGAUUUCAAAGCGUCAGAUGUUUUGGAGGAUAUGGGGUUAACUUGCCCGUUUAAGUCUACUGGAGGCGGUCUAACUUAGAUGGUUGAUUCACCUAUUGUCGGUGCGAAAUUGUAUGUCUCAAACAUUCUUCAUAAAGCGUGCAUUGAGGUGGAUGAAGAGGGGACUGAAGCUGCAGCCGUUUCUGUUGGUGUCAUACGACUCCAGUGUUUGAGGAAAAAUCCAGAUUUUGUCGCUGACCAUCCAUUUCUUUUUACGGUAAGAGAAGACAAGAGUGGAGUUAUUUUGUUCAUGGGUCAAGUUCUUGAUCCCUCAAAACAUUGAUUCAAUUGCUGGUGGCGUGGGAGAAAACAUUAAGCCAAUAAUAUGUUUUAUUCUAUAUAUGUUGUUGUAUGUAUUAUUUGUGAUGAAAUUGGGUUUGUAAAGCUAGCAACUGAAUUUGCUGGUUCUGUCAGUUUUUCUUUAAUAAUAAAGUUGUUUGGUAUAGUAGAAAAAACCACUAACCCUGAGGUAUUGGGUUUGUACCACUAAUCAUGUUAGCAUUGUUAACAUGAGGUAUGAACUCUUUUGUUCAAAAUUUGUGAAGGUGAUGUUUAUUGGAAAAACCAUUUACAGAACUGAAGUGAAAAAACCACUAACCCUGAAUCCAAACUACUUCAUUCUCAUACAUUUUUGGUUGAGUUAUUCUUGGGUUCACCCCCUAGGUUCACCAACCAAUAGAAAAUUAUCAUUUUAAAUCUAGUAUCUUUU